AUGAGCGAACGAAUUAUUGUAUUUACUGCCGUAGAAUGUGUGAUACGUGAACAAGAAGCACUGGCUGGAUGUCCCCAUGUGGCUGAAAUGAUCAGUGAGUACUUGGACUCGUCGCACAAAUGGGUGAUUGAAAGUGCUGCCUGUGCCGGAUACAUGACGUUGCUUAAACGUUUGGGCAAGAAAGAGUUGCCAAUAUCACCACGAGAGCUUGAUUGGGCUUUACGUAAUGCUGCAGACCGUGGGGAUCUUCGUGUCGUCAAGUGGUUGACUGCGUACCAACCCGACAUGGAGUGCUCGACCCAAGUGAUGGACUCGGCAGCUCUGCGUGGUCAUCUAAGUAUUGUCAAGUGGUUGCACCACUACCGUGAUGAAGGUUGUACGACUGCAGCCAUGGACAGUGCCGCCGCUUACGGUCGACUGGAUGUGGUUCAAUGGUUGCAUGAAAACCGUUCCGAGGGCUGCACUACCGCUGCUAUGGAUAGUGCAGCUGCUGGAGGAUACCUUAAGAUUGUGCAAUGGCUCACGACUAACCGCAAAGAAGGCUGCACAAGUAUUGCAUCGCAUUUUGCGCUUCUCAAUGGCCACAUGCACAUCCUACGAUGGCUGAACGAGCAGAAUCUGGAGGUGCAAAACGCUGAUCGGACGAUGGGUGCACGCUCACCGGUGCACUCGUCUCGUAGAGAACGACGACUGAGUGCCACUCUGUUGGAAACGCCACGGCAUCGCCCUCGUCGGCUGAGUACGGGUCUGUCGUGCCGGAACUGA
Messenger RNA from Peronospora farinosa, 765 nucleotides. The record is from the annotation of a GenBank genome assembly. Lineage: Eukaryota; Oomycota; Peronosporomycetes; Peronosporales; Peronosporaceae.